AUGAAGACCGUCGCCCUCUUCGCUCUCCUCUCCACCCUCGUUACUGCCGGCCCAAUCGAGUCGCGGAGCACCCAGUCGUGUGACACUGCUCCCUACUCGUCGGGUCCGAAGGUCUCAACAAGUGAGCAUACAAUCCUCAGCCUUGGCGCGUAUGCGCCUUUCAUCUCCCGCCAGUCAUCCCUUUGCCGCGACACUCCCAAGGGGUUCACGGUUGAUCAGGUCACCAUCGUGUCGCGCCAUGGUGCUCGUUCACCCACCGCUUCCGCACUCAAGAAGAUCACCGCCACCAUUGCCAAGGCAACGAAUGCUACCAUUACCGACGACGCUUUCGCCUUUGUCAAAAAUUACACCCUUGACGGGUACACUGCCGAUCAGCUUACCGAUUUUGGCCGUCGCCAAAUGUACGACUCGGGUGUCACCUACGCCAAGCGCUACAAGAGCCUUGCGAAGAAGUCCUUCACACGUUCGGCCUCGCAGGACCGUGUGGUUGAGUCUAGCCAAUACUUUAUUCAAGGCUUCUCUGGUCAAAAGUUCAACAUUAUCAACUCAACCUUGCUCACUCUUCCGGAUGUUAUUGUGUCUGAGGAUGCCGGGAUGAACAACACCAUGGCAAACAUGAACUGCCCUGCUUUCGACGAUGCGACUGUAGACCCUGGAGACGUUGCGGAGGACAACUGGACUGCCGUCUUUGCCCCACCUAUCACUGCCCGCCUCAACGAGAAACUCUCGGGAGCCAACUUUACUGAUGCCGAUGUUGCCAUCCUCAUGAGCAUGUGCGGCUACGACGCUAUCAAGAACCUCGACUAUGCCGUUGGCCCUUGGUGCAGCGUCUUCACCGAUGACGAGUGGGACCAGAACGAGUACUGGUUCGACGUCAGCAAGUACUGGGGACGCAGUUGGGGCAACCCCUACGCCCGCCCUCGCUACAGUGGCUACGUCAACGAGGUCAUUUCGCGCCUUACCGGCAACCCCGUCGUUCUUGGUGGCUCCACAAACUCGACGCUCGACACCAACGCUGUCGACUUCCCCCUCGACAGGACGUUCUACAUGGAUGCGACCCACGAUAACGACAUGUCAGGAUUGCUUGCAGCCCUUCGUAUCGGCAAGGACGACCCACUUCCCACUGGUGUCGCCACGGACAAGAUCCCCCGCCACCACUUCACUGUCUCGCAGAUCGUCCCUUUUGCUGCUCGUUUCGCGAUUGAGCGCCUGUCGAACAAGGCGGGUGACAAGUACGUCCGCAUCCUCAUCAAUGAUGCGGUUUCGCCCAUGGAUUUCCCGGGCUGUGGCGACUAUGGCUGGGCGGGCAUGUGUGAGCUCGACGCGUGGGUCGCUGCCCAGUCGUACUCUCAGGACGUCAACUCGUACUAUGACGAGGUUUGCAGCACCAACUACAACGUCACGGUGCUUCUUGAGUAA
Apiotrichum porosum is the source of this 1419-nucleotide messenger RNA. RefSeq lists its product as uncharacterized. Lineage: Eukaryota; Fungi; Basidiomycota; Tremellomycetes; Trichosporonales; Trichosporonaceae. Gene Ontology annotation, molecular function: acid phosphatase activity. The transcript has 3 exons. Bases 1 to 1419 code for a protein of 472 amino acids. The record is from RefSeq and is a predicted model, not a curated record.